Ogataea philodendri is the source of this 1548-nucleotide messenger RNA. RefSeq lists its product as uncharacterized. The record is from RefSeq and is a predicted model, not a curated record. The coding region runs from base 1 to 1548 and encodes 515 amino acids. NCBI's taxonomy places the organism in Eukaryota, Fungi, Ascomycota, Pichiomycetes, Pichiales, Pichiaceae. The transcript has 3 exons.
AUGACGGGUGUGAGUACAUCAUACCACCAUAAGAGUCAACCGCCUCAUUCUGCGGAGGAUACGACGAGUGCAGCACUGGAGUGUGGUAUUGGUGGACGUAUUGGUGGCUAUAACUGGAAGAAGUGUCAUUUAACUGGCGAGACGACGACUUGUGGAUCUGAACUCCAGAGUUUUGAGGCGAUGACAUUGAUGUGGAAGGAGUCGAGUAGAAAUCCGAUUUCGGUCUCCACAAACGACAAAAUCACAGAUUUCGAAGACGUGGACUGUUUGGGUAAUUCAAACGAGCAAUUUUCGAUCGGACCGUACUCAAUAAGGUCCAGGAAGUCCGGGAGCUCGAAGUCGGGCCGCAAAUUAAUGAAUCUGAGCGACCUUGUUUCAGGCUCGGAAGGUUCAAUUUCCAGCGACUCAGACUCGGAAAGCACUUUUGGAGCUUUAUUAACGUUCGAGAGCUUGGACUUGAGAAGUUUGGAGAACGAGCUCCUUCGCUGGCCGCCCUUCUGGGGACUUCUGGUGUACCUUGGCAACGUGUUCAAGCAAGUCGACAACUCUGGUGGAGUAACCGUACUCGUUGUCGUACCAGGAGAUAAGCUUGACGAAGGUUGGGGUCAGCAAGAUACCAGCCUUAGCGUCGAAAACAGAGGAUCUGCUGUCGGUAACGAAGUCGGAGGAAACAACAUCCUCGUCAGUGUAACCGAGAAUUCCAGAAAGUGGACCCUCAGAAGCCUUCUUGAUGGUAGCGCAGAUGUCCUCGUAAGUGGCUGGCUUCUCCAAGUUGACGGUCAGGUCAACAACGGAAACGUCGGUGGUUGGCACUCUCAAAGACAUACCGGUCAACUUACCGGCAAGAGAAGGGAGAACCUUACCGACGGCCUUGGCGGCACCGGUGGAGGAUGGAAUGAUGUUGCCAGAAGCAGUUCUUCCUCCUCUCCAGUCCUUGUGAGAUGGACCGUCGACGGUCUUUUGGGUAGCGGUGAUGGAGUGAAUGGUGGUCAUCAAACCAUCCUUGAUUCCGUAAGCAUCGUCGAUGACCUUAGCCAAUGUAGCCAAACAGUUUGUAGUACAAGAAGCAUUCGAGAGGAUCUUGACGUCUGGAGUGUACUUGUCCUCAUUCACACCCAUCACGAACAUUGGGGCGUCCUUGGAUGGAGCAGUGAUGAUAACCUUCUUGGCACCGGCAUCAAUGUGCUUUUGAGCGCCCUCCAAAGUGGUGAACACUCCGGUGGAGUCCAAGACGUAGUCAACGCCCUCCUUACCCCAUGGGAUGUUAGCUGGGUCUCUCUCCUGGAAAACCUCAAUCUUGUGACCGUCAAUCACAAGGUACUUUCCCUCGGAAGUAACCUUACCCUUGUAGUGACCGUGGGUAGAAUCGUACUUGAACAUGUAAGCGGCGUAGUCUGGAGCAAUGAAUGGAUCAUUGAUGGCGACCACGGUGAUGUCCUUUCUUGUCAAGGCAAUUCUCAAAACGAGUCUGCCAAUUCUUCCGAAACCAUUAAUACCAACUUUGUAAGUCAUCUUAUUUCAAUGUUACCUUUGUAUAAAGAGCAAUGA